Messenger RNA from Psylliodes chrysocephalus, 1689 nucleotides. The record is from the annotation of a GenBank genome assembly. NCBI's taxonomy places the organism in Eukaryota, Metazoa, Arthropoda, Insecta, Coleoptera, Chrysomelidae.
CAAAAUUAUACUUAUUUUAGUGAAAGUCGUAGAUAUUUGAUGAAAAUAUGGCAAUUAAAAAGUUAUUUUUAGCUACUGUUUUAUUGUCAAUUUGUUUAAAAGAAGCUACAACUGAUACUUAAACUUACAAUGCAAGAUGGUUUUGAAUUGUACGAUUUUUAAAUGAUUUUAUGACCUUCGUGUACCACUACCCUUUAGAUAUAAGUCUACAAAUAAUUAUUUACAACACCGAAAAGCUGUGUUCUUAAAACCCAAUCAGACAGAAUGAGUUUUCUACAAGAAUUUCAAGUUGUUGUACUGGCAGCUGGUAAGGGUUCCAGAAUAUCGGAAAUUACUACGGGGAAACCUAAAUGUUUGUUGCCAAUCGGUCCAAAGCCUUUAGUUUGGUAUCCUUUGUAUAAGUUACAAAAAUCCGGAUUUACAGAGGUUAUAUUAGUAGUAUUAGAAAGUCAAAAGGCUGAAAUUCAAUCCACUCUAGAAAAAAGCGAUAUAGAUAUCAAAAUAGACUAUUUUACAAUUGGUGAUAACUCAGAUUUAGGCACUGCUGAUAGUCUAAGGCUUGUACAUGACAAACUAAAAUCAGACGUGUUGGUGGUAUCGUGCGAUUUCAUCAGUGAUGUUAGUUUGAAGGGACUGUUAGACAUAUUCAGAGCGAAUAAUGCUUCAUUUGCUUCUCUGUUAGUACAUCCUCAAAAUGGUGAGAACCUCAUUGUUCCUGGGCCCAAAUCGAAACACAAACCAGAAAGAGAUCUCAUUGGUAUAGAUGAGCAAACCAAUAGACUGGUAUUUCUAGCAUCUGCUAGCGAUUUCGAGGAAAAAUUCACCUUACCGCUAUCGCUGCUAAACAAACACACCAAAAUCAAAAUGCACAGUAACCUCAUCGACUCUCACGUGUACGUACUGAAGAACUGGGUGAUCAAAUAUUUAAAACACGAAGACAGUUUGACGUCUCUAAAAGGGGAAUUAUUACCGCAUAUUGUUAAGAAGCAAUUGGCUAAACCUCCUAAAACUAUCGACACCAAUCAGUCCAUUCUUACCAUGAAAGAUCCUGGUGAUAUUUUCGCUUUGGCUAAAGAAGAUGCUUUGGAAUCGACCAUAAGGGAGUUGUCCAGUUUUAAUGACCAUACAGGCGAUUUGAAAGAAGCCUAUCACGGGGAUGUUGUUCGGUGUUUCGCUUAUGUCGCUCCUAAAGGAUCGUUUGGGGUUAGGGUCAAUACCUUGCAGGCGUAUUGGUCUACUAAUGCUAGAAUCAUUGAUAGCUGGGAAAAAAUCACGUACGGCAAGGAUCUCGCUUUAAAAUCGUCGAAGGCGACGAUAUCGUCGACUCAAGUGGACGAUAAAUGUAUAAUAUGGGAAAAUGCGAAAUUAAACGAAAAAACUUCGUUUAAAAAUGCCAUAAUUGGCAGCAAUACGGAAGUCAAAAGUUUCAGCAGAGUUUUUAAUAGUAUUGUAAUGAAUAAUGUUACAAUUCACGAAAAGGUGGCGUUGGAAAAUUGUAUAGUUUGCGACGGGGCUACGGUGGAAAGUGGUUGUAAAUUGAAGGGUUGUUUGAUAGGCAGUAAUCAUAUAAUUCCCGAAGGAUCUGAACAUACUAAUGAGGUUCUCAUAGAGUCCGAUCGAUUGAUGGAGUUUUAAAUUAUUGAUAUUUUAUGUGUAUAUAAAGAGAAAAUAAAAUAUUUAAUAAAAACA